AGUUUGUGCCGUUAGAAAACCAAAAAAUAGCCUUUAGUUGGCCAAAUAAUUAGCCCUCUGUAAUACAACUAGAAGAUUCAUAAAUGGUCGGUGACAGAGUUUGCUGUCUGACAUGAGACCAAAAGGUGGUCUCAACAAAUUGUGUUGGUUUUAGAAUCUAAUGACACUAUAUUUUACCAACCUCAUCUAUGUAGAUGAUUCUUCUGACAGAUUUGUAGGCCUUUUAGUCAUUUGAAAAUAGAUUUUAUGAUCUUCUUUUCUACCGGAUCUGUGGAUCAAUUUAUUUUCUUUCCUUACAUCUUUGAAAGGGAAGAACAACAUUGUCAUAUAAACAAGAUUGAAGCAGAAUAGAAUUAGUACCACAAGGAGGAUAAUAGUAUAGAACAGUUAUGCAAUGUUCAGAAUUUCUGAAAGAUUCUCAUAACACUUACACUUGCUGAACUUGGUCACCAAUGAACGAUGAAAUGCCUAUUGGAUGGCCAUUUGGUCUUGGCUUUUUGAAUACAAGACUUAGAGAUGCAGAAUCACUUCCAGCUGCUCCAGUAGAGCCACACUCAAUGCACAUUCCAUCUACCAGUUUUUCCUCAUUCUCAUCCUCCAACCUUGAUACUGAGUCCACAGCAUCUUUCUUUCAAGACAACAGUGUAUCUCUUGGGCAUCUCAUUGGGCUGAGAGCAGGAGAAAAGGGACGCUUGUACUUUCCAAACUCAUUGAGAAUAGAAGAAAAGGAGGAGAAAACAUUAACAAAGGGUUCCACUUCUGAUGAUACCUCUGAAGUAAAAGAAGAAGAAAUGUCUCGUGGCAUUUGUAUACCUAUACUACUUGAAGCCCUUUUCAAGAUCAGCAAAAGUAAGAAAAGUUCAAGUAACUAGCACGUGAUGAUCAACACAUUCACUUUCCUUCUCUCUAGUAAAAAUUAACAACAAUGAUUUUUCUUUGGCUUAAAUCAUCCAUUUAAACUUUCACAAAUUUCUCUGUUGUGGUAACUUUGUUUUAUUCCAAAGUAGAAUAGAAAAUGGAGUCUUGUUUUGUGUAUUUUAUUAUUCUGUUGUUUUAGCAGCAUUCUAUCUUUGCAUACCCAAGAAACUGUUUUGUAGUUCUUGUGAUCUUGCAAACUUUAAUUUUGAGUUAGUUGUAAAAGUUUGUGUUCC
Molecule: messenger RNA, 1151 nt
Organism: Vigna unguiculata (cowpea)
Lineage: Eukaryota; Viridiplantae; Streptophyta; Magnoliopsida; Fabales; Fabaceae
Source: RefSeq, a predicted model, not a curated record